ACCCGUCGUUCACUCUGUAUCUCGGUUUCAAAAGGGUUUGCAGCAUUACAGUUCUUUUGCUUUGGGGAUUGCUAUAUUUAUGCCUUCCAAGCUGAGACAAAAGAACUUGAAGCUCAGUCUUGUAAGUGAUAAAUCAGUGGAAGUUUAACAUAUUGAGGUUUUUGGCACCUUUUCUGUGAUGCAGUGGAUCACUCCCUCCAUAUCCAUUUUCACAGGAUGGAGAGCUGUUCUGUUCCACAAUGGAAACCAGAAGAAAUUCUGCUACAUGAUAUAAACAAGAAGAAAAGCUAUCUUUACUUACCUCAAGUCAGAAUUGCUGCUGUUUUAGUAGAAAAUUAAAGAAACUCUGUUCAACUUAUAUGUCUUUUUCACAGUCAUUCAUCCUGCCUGUAGAGGUGGGUGAUUAUUGAAUGCUUAUACUGAGAAGUGUUGCAGGUGAAGCACGUAAAGAUACCUCUCCGCCUAGAACACACCUAAGUCUGCCUGCACCUGUGGAAAGGGUACAGAAGGUUACUUCGGAAGCAGGGACUCCUGCUGUUAAGUUUCAGAGGAAAGCUGAGAUAACGGUUGUACUGAGGGUAACGUUAAGAUCUACCCUGUAGUAAGAGUGGGCAUUCUUAAAAAAUCUCUUCCACUGAGGUUAAAAAUGCAGCUGUGCAUUAAUUGUUCUGCUAUUUGAUAAUCUUGAUGUUUGUCUGCAGGGGGGUGUGUGAUUAAAAAAACUCUUGCAGGAACAUCAAAGUGAUGUGAAGCUACCUUCCAAGAUGACUCUUUUAGCAGGAGAAAAUUCUGAUUAUGAUUAUAGUGCCCUGAGCUGUGCUUCAGACACUUCCUUCAACCACACAUUCUUUCCAGAAACAGAAGCCCUCAAGGGUGUCUUCUACCAAAGAGCCAAGCUAAUUCAUCCUGAAAAUGAUCUCUUUAAAAGCAUUCACCCUGAAGACCGAAAGCACCAUAUAAUUAUAAAUGUAGGGGGCAUUAAAUACUUACUCCCAUGGACCACACUUGAUGAGUUCCCCCUGACACGCUUGGGCCAAUUGAAAUUUUGCAACAAUUUUGAUGACAUUCUAAACGUCUGUGAUGAUUACGAUGUGACAUGCAAUGAAUUCUUUUUUGAUCGCAACCCAGGAGCCUUCAGGACAAUCCUGACAUUUCUGCGGGUUGGGAAGCUUCGGCUCUUGCGAGAGAUGUGCGCUCUUUCUUUCCAAGAGGAGCUGCUCUACUGGGGUAUUGAGGAGGACAACCUGGACUGGUGCUGCAAGAGGAGGUAUCUGCAAAAAAUGGAGGAGUUUGCAGAACUGAACGAAAGGGAGGAUGACCUCAUAGAAAAUGAAAACCCGGGUGAGACAGUGGAGGAGACAAAAGUUAGCCUGUGCAUGAAAAAUUUGCAAGACAUGGUAGAGAGGCCUCAGUCUGGACUUCCUGGAAAAGUGUUUGCCUGUUUAUCUGUAUUGUUUGUGACCAUUACUGCAGUGAACCUGUCCAUCAGCACCAUGCCUGACUUGAGGGAGGAGGAGGAGAAAGGUGAAUGCUCCCAGAUGUGCUACAAUAUUUUCAUUGUGGAAUCUGUCUGCGUGGCGUGGUUUUCAUUGGAGUUCCUGUUAAGAUUCAUCCAGGCAAAGAGCAAGUUUGCAUUUCUGAGGAGGCCAUUGACCCUGAUUGAUAUUAUUGCCAUUCUGCCCUAUUACAUCACUUUGCUAGUAGAUACCACCUCUGUGGGUUAUAAAAAGCCAAGUUCUGGAAGCAUCUACCUGGAUAAAGUCGGGCUGGUGCUCCGUAUACUCCGUGCCUUGAGGAUUCUGUACGUGAUGCGGCUAGCCAGACACUCCCUUGGCCUGCAGACUUUAGGGCUCACCGCUCGUAGGUGCACUCGUGAAUUUGGACUCUUGCUGCUCUUCCUUUGUGUGGCCAUUGCACUUUUUGCACCACUCUUGUAUGUCAUUGAAAAUGAGAUGGCAGAUUCACAGGAGUUCACCAGCAUCCCUGCAUGCUACUGGUGGGCCGUAAUCACCAUGACAACAGUAGGCUACGGCGACAUGGUUCCCAGAAGCAUUCCAGGCCAGGUGGUGGCAUUAAGCAGCAUCCUAAGUGGCAUCCUCCUCAUGGCAUUUCCUGUCACCUCCAUUUUUCACACGUUUUCCCGCUCUUACAUUGAGCUAAAGCAAGAACAGGAAAGAAUCAUGUACAGGAGAGCACAGUUCUUAUUAAAAGCAAAGUCUCAGCUGAACAAUGCAUCACAAGGGAGUGACAUUAUAUUUCCCAGUAUCUCUUCUGAGACUAGGGACAAUGAAUAAUAUUUACAUCUGUCUGAUGUUGGGCAAUGUUUUGCAGUGAUAGAUCUCAUCUUAUCAUUUGCUUUACAAGCUUUUAAAAAAACCUUUAUGCAAACAGCAAGGAAAGAGUUGUUAGCCUGUGAACUGAUGUGGUUUGAGAAACCAGUUAUUAAUAUUCUUUUUGCCCUUCAAUAAAGUGUACAGCUAAUUCAGUGUUCCCUUUAAAUUAUUAGUUCUUUAAGUUAUCUAUGACCAAAAAUGGGAACAACAAAAAGUUAUGUAUCUGGCACAAGCUGUUGUCAUUUGUAAUAUUAAUUUUCCAAACAAGCCAUAAUGUAUGUAUAAAUUUUGAUCAUUUGAUCAUAAGGAAGGUUGGCCUUCUUUAUCUCCUUGUAGAUAAAUACUGUAAAUAAAAUAAAUUCAGAGCUAAAUUAAUUCCUAGUAUAACUCCAUUGACUAUAGUGGAAUUAACGAGAUAUGUGUGUGACCUGUUGUACUCCUGAAAAGGGUUAAGUGAGAGGUGUCAUUUGGCAGGCAAAUGCAUUUUUUCCCCUUCUGAGGCAGGCCUCCCUAACAGUAACAGUGAAGAAGAGUGAUGGGUAUGUGGAUGUGUUAGGGUUGUCAUGGGUUAAGAUAUAAAUACUAAUAGCUUACCAGCUUCAAACUAAAAUGGGUUUAUGCUAUAGACCCAAUAUAGUUGAACAGAGAAUUCCCUCAAGUAGUUUGGGGAACACUUAAAGCUGAGGAAAGGAGGGCACUGCAAAUCAAGUCAUAUGUGUAGGGUAACCUCCCAACAGCACUCUAACAUCUGGCCCUGGUUACUCCCCUGUGCUUGUACAGCACUUACAGAGAGGAUCCAUUUCUAGGGGAAGCACCAGAAUUUGUCAGGGUGAUUCUGAUGCUGUGUCACUUUGGGGGAUAGUGGCUCCUUAAAAGUUGUCAGUGAUGUAGAAAGGAAAUAAUAUGACUUGAGUCAUGACAGACUUAUUUAAUUUCCUAUGAAUCAAGAUUGUGAGGAGCAAAGCUUUCUGCUAAUUAGUUCUGCCUUCAACAGUUCCAGCAGGUGUCAUGGCAAUUAAGAAAAACUGCCAUAGGAGACUGAAAGACAGCUGAGGACCUGAAGCGCAAUCUUGCAUUCAUCAUUCAUGUGAUUAUUUCUUCUCCUGGUUGUUCCUGUGAAGACAGUGGGAUCACAGGGAUGAGGAAGUUUUUCAGCAUUGGGUCCUGCCUCAAGGAAUACACAUCACCAAAAUCCCAUUGAUAUCAAGGGGAGUGGGAUGGGGCUGUACAACUGCUCAAGAGACAAAGUAAAAGGACUGAAGUUGACCAAUUUGACUGUCUA
This is a messenger RNA of Gavialis gangeticus (Gharial), 3615 nucleotides long. It is a transcript of the gene KCNG1, whose product is annotated as potassium voltage-gated channel modifier subfamily G member 1. Bases 765 to 2294 code for a protein of 509 amino acids. The record is from RefSeq and is a predicted model, not a curated record. Gene Ontology annotation, molecular function: delayed rectifier potassium channel activity. Gene Ontology annotation, biological process: regulation of delayed rectifier potassium channel activity; protein homooligomerization; potassium ion transmembrane transport. The transcript has 3 exons. NCBI's taxonomy places the organism in Eukaryota, Metazoa, Chordata, Crocodylia, Gavialidae. Gene Ontology annotation, cellular component: membrane; voltage-gated potassium channel complex.